AUGAAGAGGGAAAACAAUGAGGCCUAUGACAAGUUUCUCUCUUGGCUAACCCAAAACAACUUUUAUAUCUCAUCAAAAAUCCAAAUAACCGAGAAUUCCGUUGCUGGGCGAGGGAUCGUUUCUUUGCAAAUCAUUUCUCCCCCGGAGUUGCUAGCGUCUUUUAGUAAAGCCAUUGUUUUGAGCCCAAAAAACUCGUAUUUCUCUCCUUUGCUUUCCAAACUUUGUUAUAAAGCUGGAGUGCCUAGUUACCCUGCGCAAUCUGACCCUUUAGCCAAUGUUCGGCUUACGCUGGCAUUUAUAUUAGAGAAAUCCUUGGGCGACAAGAGUUUUUGGAAACCUUACUUGGAUACUCUUGAUGAAGCUGCUAUUCCAGAUUCCAUUUUGCUAUGGGGCCAUGAUCAAUUACGAUUUAAGGGGACUAAUGUAUACGAAAAGACUAACAAUGUACUAAAAAUUUACUACGAACAGUAUAAGGAAAUUGUUUUACCCUUUUUUAAGGAGUGUACAUCACUUCCCAAAUCAGGUCCCAGCUGGCUAGAUUAUUUGCGAGCAUGCAUUCUCACUCAAAGCAGAUGUUUUUAUAUUGAUGACUACCAUAAAUUAUCGCUUGUCCCUUUUUGUGAUAUAUUUAAUCAUCAAUCAAAUCCAGAAAUUGCUUUUCUUGAAUGCUCCAACCUUAUAACGGAUUCAUCAAGCAAUUAUGAGCCUACAGACGACUUUCUUUGCAAUUUUACACUGAACUCAGUUGUUCAUAAAGGAGAUGAAAUAUUUAAUUGCUUUGGAUCUUUUUGCGUCGACGAACUGCUCAUCCAAUAUGGCUUUUUAGAUCCUACUUGUGAGAUUUGGCAAGUAGAUUUGGAAAGAACAAUACGAAGCUUAUUCAAGGAAGCUUUUUGCAAGUGGAAGAAGUAUUUUGAUUUUGAAUCGCCUUAUGACCCACAUAGUGAAAACUGUAAACUGGCUCUGGAGGAAUCAUCAAAUCAUUCACGAAAUUUACUCUCUCGCCAUCACAAGAGCCUAUGUAUUUUCAGCACAUUGGGACCAAGCUUUGCAAUGUUUUCAUUCAUUUGCUUUCUCACUUACAACUCUUACGUUGAUCGCUAUCCGACUACGGCUAGUCUUUUACCAUUUUCAAAACUAGAAAAGAGUCUAUGGAAUUACCAUAUCGAAAUCUUAGGUUCUAGGGAGCCAAAAGUAGAACAGGAAUUGAUGACUAUCUACGCAGAGAUUCUUAAGACACUGGGUUCCAUUUAUGAAUUACGUAAAAGUCAGUAUGAGAAUGGAGGUUUAUCAGCAUCCGAUUAUAAAUUUUUACUUGACAAUUCAUCCUUAGAGCAUGAGAGUCGUGCAUUAAUUACUAUUAAGGUGUUUUAUUAUGAGUUAUUGCUUUUGGAAUCGGAACAUCAACGCUGUAUAGAAAUACAGUCAAACUUAUCUAGGGCGAAAAACGAAAGCUAA
Schizosaccharomyces osmophilus is the source of this 1458-nucleotide messenger RNA. Its product is annotated as ribosomal lysine methyltransferase, SETD6-like protein. The coding region runs from base 1 to 1458 and encodes 485 amino acids. Gene Ontology annotation, cellular component: nucleus. The transcript has a single exon. The record is from RefSeq and is a predicted model, not a curated record. Gene Ontology annotation, biological process: peptidyl-lysine monomethylation. Gene Ontology annotation, molecular function: protein-lysine N-methyltransferase activity; protein binding. NCBI's taxonomy places the organism in Eukaryota, Fungi, Ascomycota, Schizosaccharomycetes, Schizosaccharomycetales, Schizosaccharomycetaceae.